GAAUUUUAAAAUCAGUUCCGUAUAAGCUAUCCCAAAGAAAAGUCAUAAACAAUCAAAAUGCUUAAGUCGGUAUAUAUUUUAAGUACUGUUCUUCUCGUUUUUGGAUCAUUUGGAGAGCCCAGGACACACGGUCUUCGGUGUGCGAAGUCCAGGAUCCACCGAAGCAAUGCGGCGAGUUCUGUCUCUUAAUCCUGAAGCCAGUGCUAGACCAUAUUAGGAACCAUCAAGAAGAGUGGAACAAGUGCAAUACUAUCAACAAUAAGACUCAAGCUGCUUUGGGCACAAUGAUGGACAAGCAGGCAGUCCUGGAGGCAGGACAAACGGGAAUUAAGAUAACGCAGUCAGACUCUCGGAAAAUCAUAGAAAAUAUAGAAACGAAGAUAGCCGCUUUGGAAAAAUUAAUAUCCAAAAAACUUGCGGAGAUAAUUUCUCUUCAGAAUAAUAUGGAGCAACAUUUUUCACAAAUUAAGAACACAUUACUAAAAAUGAACUUCCAUAGAUUAGGUUCAAGGGCCUUUUAUGUUGAAAAAAAUAUGUUAGUGGAUUGGACAACAGCUGAAAGAAAAUGUCGCGAGAUGGGUGGACAACUGGCAACCAUUGAAAAUGAGACAGAAUUAAUCCAGAUUAAAAAGGAACUCAAGGAAAACACCAGCUACUGGAUUGACUUGAAUGAUAUUCAAAGCGAAGGAAAAUUCAUAUCAUCAGUUACUUGGAAUCCACCUACCUAUUUUAAAUGGCAUAAUAACCAUCCCUUUGUGCAUACGGGUAAUAUUGAGGAUUGUGUUUUUCUGUACAAUGGAAAAAUGCAAGAUUUUGAUUGUAAUUACAAGGGUAAUUUUAUUUGUCAAAAUGUAAAUUAAAUUUCAAUAAAAUAUUUUA
Messenger RNA from Drosophila ananassae, 879 nucleotides. Its product is annotated as accessory gland protein Acp29AB. NCBI's taxonomy places the organism in Eukaryota, Metazoa, Arthropoda, Insecta, Diptera, Drosophilidae. The coding region runs from base 285 to 860 and encodes 191 amino acids. The record is from RefSeq and is a predicted model, not a curated record. Gene Ontology annotation, molecular function: signaling receptor activity. The transcript has a single exon.